GGUUGUUUGGCAGUGCAAGAAGCUGUUUACCAUUCCGUUCAACGAUGUGAUCGGGAUACACGUCGAGAGUUGUACGCCAACAUCGUUUUGGCAGGUGGUUCAAGCAUGUUUCGCAACUUAAAGUCACGUUUGACCCGCGAAAUUGGCACAAUUGCACAAUCCACCUUCAAAGUCAAUGUGAGUGCACCACCAGAGGGUGGUAAAUACUCUUCUUGGCUUGGCGGCUCCAUUCUUGCCUCCUUGUCCACCUUUCAAAAGAUGUGGAUCACCAAACAGGAGUACAACGAAUACGGACCCACCAUUGUUCACCGAAAAUUUCUGCACGUGGUGUUUUUGGUGUAG
Messenger RNA from Hydatigera taeniaeformis, 342 nucleotides. The record is from the annotation of a GenBank genome assembly. Lineage: Eukaryota; Metazoa; Platyhelminthes; Cestoda; Cyclophyllidea; Taeniidae.